GUCAGCCAUAGAUUUAGAGGAUCGCACGUUUAAUUUUGAGAUUUCUUUCUGCCCAUUUUCCUCCUUAAUUACAGCUUUGCAAACAAACCAUUCCAUCUCCAUACCGACAGCAAACAGAAGUAAUAACAGUUACAUUUGAAAGCUAGUUUAUCUACUACAAUCACUACUACAAGAAUUGUGACCUCUCCAACUUGACUCUUGUCAAGUAGUACAGCAAUUCCAGGACCUGAUCCAAUACGCUUGACUGAAAUAGCAAUGAGGCUUGUUGCCUGAACAGAUUCAUGGUGGUAGGGAGAUCCAAUAACAGAAAUGUCAAAUUGACAGUGAUUUUGGGGGUCGUUGGUGCGUUUCAAUCUUGAUAUGGACCACCAAUAAAUACUUUAAUGGUGCCUUUUUUUGGGUUCCCUCUUCUUUAUAAACCGGUGCUUAAAAAGAGAUUCCAAUUUCCCAUUUCCCAACAUAUGAAUUCAGUAUACUACUGGCUUAAAGAAAGAAGGAAAUGGAGGCCAGUGUUUGUUUCGACCAACCAAAAUAAGAAAAACGUUUCACUUUUCCUCCAAUUAUUGAAAUAAGACUCCUUUCCCAUCAUCUUCUUUGCACAAACAAAUCAAAUUCAUUCCUUUUCUCGAGCUCAUCCGUUUAAGGGACGAGGAAAACAAAUCAUGGCUGGGAACUCCAGAAAACCCCAUGCCAUAAUGAUCCCCUAUCCUUACCAAGGUCACAUAAAUCCCUUUGUUCAUCUUGCCAUUAAACUCGCAUCCAAAGGUUUCAUCAUCACUUUUGUUAACACCCAAUCAAUCCAUCACCAGAUCUCCAAAGCCCAGAAAAACAGGGGAAACGAAAACUACGACAUUUUCGCCAAAGCUCGUCAAUCUGGUCUGGACAUACGUUACGCCACCGUCCAUGACGGGUUCCCGCUGUCGUUUGACCGGUCCCUGAACCACGACCAGUUCGUGGAAGGUCUAAUUCACGUCUUCUCCGCUCACAUCGAUGAACUCGUCGGGAAUUUAUUGAAUUCAGAAUCGGAUUCCCCUCCAACCUGCUUGAUUGCCGAUACCUUCUAUAUUUGGGGAUCUACAAUUGCCACCAAAUAUAAACUCGUCCAUGUUUCUUUCUGGACCGAACCCGCUCUGGUUCUCACUCUGUAUUAUCACCUGGACAUCCUCAGGAAAAAUGGCCAUUUUGCAUCUCCCGAUAAUCGGAAGGAUAUGAUAGAUUAUAUACCGGGGGUGAGAGCUAUUGAGCCAAGUGAUCUAAUGUCAUACCUUCAAGCCGAUGAUAUAUGGACGGUGGUUCACCGGGUAAUUUACAAGGCUUUUGAAGACGUGAAAAGGGCGGACAUGAUUAUCUGCAACACCAUUCAAGAGCUGGAGCCCGAAACCAUCUCGGCCCUGCAUAAGAAACAACCGACAUACGCCAUUGGGCCCGUUUUCCCAGCUGGAUUCACCAAAAGCAGCGUAGCCACCAGUUUAUGGUCCGAGUCAGACUGCACUCACUGGCUCAACGACAAACCCGCCGGGUCGGUUCUCUAUGUCUCAUUCGGAAGUUACGCUCACACCAGUAAAAAAGACAUCGUUGAAAUCGCCCACGGGCUUUCCUUGAGCGGGUUGAGCUUCAUAUGGGUUGUUCGACCCGAUAUUGUCAGCUCCGACGAGACCGAUUUCUUGCCACCGGGAUUCGAAGAGCAGGUAAAAAACCGGGGUCUGAUCGUGCCGUGGUGCCGGCAGAUCGCCGUGAUUUCACACCCGGCGAUUGGGGGAUUUCUCAGUCACUGCGGGUGGAAUUCGACGCUGGAGAGUAUCUGGUGCAGCGUGCCGUUGAUCUGUUAUCCACUGGUCACCGACCAAUUCACGAACCGGAAGUUGGUGGUUAACGAUUGGAAGAUUGGGAUAAAUCUGUGCGAUAAGGAGUCGAUCACGAGGGAGGAGGUGGCGGAUAAGGUCAAGUGUUUGAUGAACGGUUACAUUAUGGAUGGAUUAAGAGCAUCAAUUAACGAAGUGAGGAAGAAACUGGAGAACGCAUUAUCGGCAGAAGGGUCGUCUGCGAGGAAUUUCGAUGAAUUUGUGGAGAAUAUUCAGGCCCAGUCUCGGAAGAAAGCCGGGAUCACUGCUAAUGGCCAUUCGAGCUUAGUGCAUUAGCAAAAUUACGCUUGAUAGUGAUAUUAGUCUUUUACUGUCCUGUAAUUUAUUAAAGUAGUAUUAUAUUAUAAUUCGGACUUUUACUUUGGGACGAAUGAAUUAUUUUUCCGUUGCUGAAAGCAUUUCACCAGUACACAGUAUACAGUCUUUAAGUGAUAUCAUUUGGUACUUGCCUGUGUUAGUUGUUUGCUAGUUAGCCGAUUUUGUGUAUAAUUUUUUAUAGGCAAUAAAUAAUUCUUGUAAUAUCAAGGUUGAAAUAGUUAUAUUUUGGCGAUUGAAAGUAGCAUUAGGCCUCAUUUUUUCAUCAGAAAUUAUAUUCCGGUGAUGAAAACUAGAAUGUGGUGUCCAAUCAAAAAUAUCAAUGAUGCUGUUUUGGAACAAGAAGGCCUUGGUGCAGAGUAAGGCCUUGGGUGCCCCAAUUCAAUUGAAACAAGUGAUGCUGUUUUGGAAACCACCACAGCAGGGUUGGCACAAGCUCAAUACGGAUGGGGCUGUUAAUGGGGUGACAGGGGUAGCAUCAGCGGGGUGCUAUCGGGGACUCGGCGCGGAGAUGGUGCGGUGGAUUUACUAUGAAUAUUGGUUACUGUACCAUAACGGAAGCUGAAUUAUGGGGCCUUUUCCAGGGGUUGAAUCUAGUGUCGGAAAAAGGUUUCGGAAGAUUGGAAGCUAAGGUGGAUAGCGCUGCCAUUGUGAAGAUGAUAAGUGACAAUAUUAGGUCUCUGUGCGUGCAUGAAGGUUUGUUGCGAGCUAUUCGGAAGCUGUUAAAUAGGCAUUGGAAUUACAACUCAACCAUUUCAACAAGGAACGCAAUUUUGUUGCAGACUAUUUGGUAUCACUAGCAGCAAAAAUCCGGAGAAAGUAACACGUUUGGAUUUGCCUCCUUCAGGAGUUUUUUGGUGGCUUAACUACAAUUUAAUAGAUGUAUUAUAUCUUCAUAUGAUUGUAAUUUAGGCUGCGAUUUAGCCUCCUUUUGUAUUAAAAAAAAAUGAUGAUGAUACUUCCUAAUGAAGAUAUUGAACUUAAAAUUUAUAAGCA
Oldenlandia corymbosa var. corymbosa is the source of this 3173-nucleotide messenger RNA. The record is from the annotation of a GenBank genome assembly. NCBI's taxonomy places the organism in Eukaryota, Viridiplantae, Streptophyta, Magnoliopsida, Gentianales, Rubiaceae.